AUGGGAACUGGCUGUAUUGGUGGUUUUUAUUUCACGAAGAAAGAUCAUGGUACGUGUUUGUCCAACGCCGUUUACAAGCGAUUUCCAUCAAGGCAUUUUGCACCUAAAGGUCAAGUGAUAAGGCAGUUGACAGGCGAUGGUUUGCGCAAUCCAAACUUCAGUAGCACGUUACGAGUGUGGAACCUCGACACUUCCGGUACGACUACCGUCACGCGAGUCUGCACCGUCACUUCCGGUCCCUGGAGUGUCUCUCCGAACGGCCGCUACGUGAGUAGCCAGGCCUCAACUCACUACUGCGAGGAGGACUUAUUCCACGCGGCCUGUGAACUAGGGCAACAGCCUUGUACUCUGUGCGAGCUUUCUGGUGUGAUACGAAUACCGGCGACUCUAUCCGCAGACUUUUCGCCCGAUGGAACUAUGAUCGCAUGCGCCCUUGAGAGCGCCGGGAUUGUGGCGGGUUGCGUGUUUUCGCCUGAUAGUGAACUCUUAGCUGUGUUGUCAUCACGUGGACAGGUUUACAUUUUGCGCACCAAUGGGCUGAGACUGGCCCAUUACCUGGACACAGCCAAGUACCUGGAACAACCAGAGGAUACCAUCGAACAUGAUAUUACUAGGAGCGAGCCGUGCGUUUGCGAUUUCGAUCCGCGCUUUCCGCAUUCCGUCAUCGCCACGUGCACCUUUUACAGAGGACUCGUAACCGUGUGGGAGAUAGGGAAACUGGGCCGAGCGAGCAUUUGUAAGGCGGAGUUUGGGAGAGUUUUGAACAUGAUCAAGUACGCCCCUAGCGGUGAGUUCAUAGCAGUGGCUGGUACCGAAGGAGUUGUCACGUGUAUUAACCCAGAAGACGCUUCGAUGUUGUUUGAGUUGAACACAUCAAACCAGAGCCCGCAAUCCCGCAGUACAGCGGGGGUCUAUCAACUAGCGUUCUCGCGUUGCCAGGGGAAACUGGCUGCAAGCUACAGCGAUGAUUUCAUCCGAAUUUGGCAGCUUCCUCUUGAUGUAAAUCUGCAAGAUCUGUGUCGUUUGGCUAUUAAUGAGGCCGUGCCUGCAAAGGAUAUCCAUAAACUACCAGUGCCUCCGAGGAUAAAGAGCUAUUUGUUGUACAAAACGUACUGAUAGUUGGAGGAGGAAGGAAAGCUUGGGAGUUAGCCUGCGUAGCAAUGGUCUCUCUUGAUGUUUUUGUUUUUUGUUUUGCUUUUUGAUAUAGCGCCUGUAUUAUAA
Molecule: messenger RNA, 1221 nt
Organism: Nematostella vectensis (starlet sea anemone)
Lineage: Eukaryota; Metazoa; Cnidaria; Anthozoa; Actiniaria; Edwardsiidae
Product: WD repeat and SOCS box-containing protein 1-like
Exons: 3
Coding region: 1-1116 (371 amino acids)
Biological process (GO): intracellular signal transduction
Molecular function (GO): protein binding
Source: RefSeq, a predicted model, not a curated record